This is a messenger RNA of Linum tenue, 2419 nucleotides long. The record is from the annotation of a GenBank genome assembly. Lineage: Eukaryota; Viridiplantae; Streptophyta; Magnoliopsida; Malpighiales; Linaceae.
ACCCCUUAAUCCCCACUCGCAAACUCGCCACCAUGCCUUCCCAACUCCUCGUCGACUCGUCCUCUCUUCCCUCUUCUUCGUACUGUGUCGCGUCUUCUUCUUCCGUCGGGAAUGCCAAUCAUCCUGAAUGGCGACUUACGCAAGUAUGCUUCUCGCACAGAGCUCUCUUCCAAUCGGCUAAAACAUGUCUUCUCCCACGAAUCAGCACGGUUGUGCGUAAUGCGAGGAGCGCCGACGGCGGAAGCAAGGGAGAUGGCAGGUGGAGCCUCAGUGGCCAAACGGCCCUUGUCACCGGCGGGACUCGCGGUAUUGGACGGGCCGUUGUGGAGGAAUUGGUGGGUCUUGGGGCCAAAGUGCAUACGUGCUGCAGGAAUGGGAGUGAGCUUAGGCAGUGCUUGGAGGAAUGGGAAGGCUUGCUGGGGUCUGGAAUCAGCGGCUCCCUCUGUGAUGUCUCUGUUGGUGAGAAAAGAGUUGAGCUUAUGAGAACAGUGUCCUCUGUCUUUGAUGGGAAGCUCAAUAUUCUCGUUAACAAUGUUGGGACAAAUAUUCGCAAGCCGAUGGAGGAGUUCACACCGGUGGAAUUUGCUACUCUACUGUCGACCAAUUUCGAAUCUGCUUUCCAUUUAAGCCAACUAGCUUAUCCACUUCUGAAGGCCUCAGGACAGGGAAGUGUUGUCUUCACAUCUUCUGUGACUGGUUUCCUGUCGUUGAAGUCGAUGUCUGUUCAUGGAACAACGAAAGGAGCAAUCAAUCAAUUGACAAAGAGUUUGGCUUGCGAGUGGGCAAAGGACAACAUUAGAAGCAAUGCUGUUGCCCCAUGGUACAUCAAGACGUCCAUGGUGGAACAAGUUCUUAGCAAUGAAAAGUAUCUAGAGGAGGUAUACUCGAGAACUCCUCUGCGGCGGCUGGGAGACCCAACAGAGGUAUCAUCCCUGGUUGCAUUCCUUUGCCUGCCUGCCUCGUCUUACAUCACCGAGGCAGAAGAGAAAAGGCUGGAAAUGGAUGCAGCAGCUACCAGCUUUAGCAGCAGGAUGAGCAAGAGGUGGUCUCUCCAAGGACAGACUGCUCUCGUCACCGGUGGCACCAAAGGACUCGGGUACUCUGUUUGUUUCCUAGCUUCUCUUUCCGAUCAUAUCUUUGCCAGCUACAGAUCUUCCAUUUUUGAUGGUUUUGAGAGGUACGGUACGGAUCCAACUUUCCAUUUGGGCUUAAUUUAUGUUAUGCCUUUCUUCUUCUUCUUCUUCUUCCUCCUUUCCCCCCCUCUUCCCAAUGGCUGCAUUCACGACUGUUUAAUUAUAAGAUAUGCUAUCGUGGAGGAACUGGCAGCCCUAGGGGCCACUGUCUACACAUGCUCCAGAAAUAAGGCAGAGCUUGAUAAAUGUUUGAAGGGUUGGAAAGAGCUGGGUCUGCAGGUAACCGGUUCGGCCUGUGAUUUGACCUCUGCAUCUGAAAGACAGAAGCUAAUGCAGGCCGUAUCCUCUCAAUUCAACGGAAAGCUUAACAUCCUGAUCAACAACGCCGGGGCAAAUGUAGUUAAACCCACUCUGGAGUUCACGGACGAAGAUUACUCCCUUCUGAUGCGUACAAACAUGGAGUCGGCAUUCAGCCUGAGCCGACUUGCACAUCCUCUUUUGGCGAAUUCCGGGGCAGGAACGAUCGUGUUCAUGGGAUCUGCUGCGGGUGUCACAUCUCUGAGUGUUGGCAGCAUAUAUGGGAUGACCAAAGCUGCAAUGGUUCAACUAACCAAAGAUCUAGCAUGCGAGUGGGCAAAGGACAACAUAAGGAUCAACUGCGUUGCACCUUGGUUCAUCAAGACUGCCAUCAAUGAGAGCUACUUUGAGAGCGAGGAGUUCUCAAAGUCAGUGAGAGCUCGAACUCCCAUGGGACGAACUGGAGAGCCGGAGGAGGCGGCAGGGUUGGUUGCAUUCCUCUGCCUUCCGGCAGCCUCUUAUAUUACCGGCCAGACUGUUGCCGUCGAUGGGGGAGCCACUGUCCAUUGCUUCACUCCACCUGGAAGUGGAAGGUCAUGAAUCAUAUGGCAUGUUCAUCUCCUACUUUAUAACCCUUCACCAGCCGAUAAUAAUCAUCUACCAAAUUGCUGAUUGUGUUCCAUAUCACAGCUCCAUUACGGUGAAAUCACUAUUGUGCUUGAAGCAUCGUCACAAUGAUGCUUCUUCUAGCCAAAUUCAUCCAUCUAUUUCCUACUCUUCUUCUGUUUCAUAUAUAACUUCUUAUACUGCUUAUGAUAACAAUCCUAGCUAGAUGAAUCAAAUUUGGUUGCAAACUUAGCAGAAACGUACCAUGUGGUUAUCCUUUACACGAAGGAGUAAUGUUGCUAUAAUUAUUGUGUAUAUAAGGUGAAGGUAUUGUGUAUAAUAGUGUGCUUUGAGUGUCUUGAUUAUCAUUUUGUAUUACUAGU